Chrysoperla carnea is the source of this 2761-nucleotide messenger RNA. RefSeq names its product neprilysin-1-like. Gene Ontology annotation, cellular component: plasma membrane. Gene Ontology annotation, biological process: protein processing. The record is from RefSeq and is a predicted model, not a curated record. NCBI's taxonomy places the organism in Eukaryota, Metazoa, Arthropoda, Insecta, Neuroptera, Chrysopidae. Gene Ontology annotation, molecular function: metalloendopeptidase activity. Bases 214 to 2739 code for a protein of 841 amino acids. The transcript is spliced from 13 exons.
UUUGGUUAAUUUUUUACUAUCAACAUACGGUCGACCGCGUGUAUUAUUGUGUUUUGUUUUGUACUACUACGAUUCUAAAACAGGAAAUGGGUUCCAUUAAAAAAUGAAUUUAUGGUUCACGGAUCGUCCAAUCAUUCAUAAUGGAGGAAAUCAAUAAUAUCAACAUUAAUUCUCAUUAAUAAAAUACAAUUUUCGGAAAAUCUAUUAAGAAAAAUGAAGAAAAACGUUUGGAAAUUAAGUACACCAGAUCAAUCUGGUAAUGGUUUCUUACAACAGAAUGGUUCAUCACCAACCGCUGUUGAUUUUGAAUCAACAAAUAAUCUAUCUGGUGAAACUGUACCAUUAGCAGCCCAAACUGUGGUGCAUUUAGGUGGUACUGGUGCUGUUUUAUAUCAACCUCCACGUCCACCCACCAACACCAAUAAUACUGGAUCAACAACAAUCACAUCGACAACACCACUAACAACAACAAUUACACCAACGCCAACAAUAAUAACACCAAUUUGUACAAAUAAACGUUCAACAAAUAGUUCCAAUAAUAAUACAAAUAGUCAUACAAAAUUAUUAUAUUAUUUUAAUACACGAGAAUGGUGUUUAAUGAUUACGAUAUUUUUAUUAUCAUUUUUAUUGAUUUUGUGUAUAUCAGCAUUAACUGCUUCAACAUAUUCAUGUAAUGGACGAACUAAAAAUGGUGCUUUAAGUAGACCAGUGUGUCUGACGCAAGAAUGUGUUAGAACAGCAUCAUCACUAUUAUCAGCAAUGGAUCACAGUGCUGAUCCGUGUGUAGAUUUUUUUCAAUUUGCAUGUGGUACAUGGAAUAAAAAGCAUAUGAUACCAGAAGAUAGAAGUUCGAUAAGUACAUUCGAAGUAUUAGCUGAUCAAUUACAAGUAUUAUUAAAAGGCGUGUUGGAAGAACCAAUUGAUUAUGAAAAAGAUAAUUCCGCAACGAUCAAAGCGAAAAUGUUUUAUAAAUCGUGUAUGGAUAUACCACAAAUCAGGAAAUUAGGUGACGAACCAUUACGUCAAGUGUUAUCAUCAUUAGGCGGUUGGCCGGUAAUUACAAAAAAUUGGACAAUACCAGAUUUUUCAUGGGAAACAUUAUUAGGACGUUUACGUCGUGAAUAUAAUGAAGGUAUUUUAAUUGAAGAAUGGGUUGGUCCAGAUGAUAAAAAUUCCUCGGUGAACAUCAUCCAGUUAGAUCAAAUGCAAUUAGCAUUGCCAAGUCGUGAUUACUAUUUGAAGACAAGCAGUGAAGGUGAUAUGGAGGCCUAUCAUAAAUAUAUGACGCAAGUUGCCAUAUUACUUGGUGCAAAUGCAACAUUAGCCAAGGAGGAUUUACGUGAUGUUGUGGAAUUUGAACGGCGAUUGGCAAAUGCAUCUUUACCAGAAGCAGAUCGUCAUGACACAAGUGCUAUUUAUAAAAAGUUAAGUGUAGCACAAUUACAAAAAGCUGUACCACAAUUGAAAUGGCUUGAUUAUUUUAAUGCUCUAAUGGAUACGGAAAUCACAAAUGAUGAACCCGUUGUUGCUUAUGCCAUGACCUACUUCACAGAAAUGGGGCGUAUUCUUGGUGAAACUGACCGAAGAGUAAUCCACAAUUAUAUAAUAUGGCGAUUAGUAAUGAAUGUAAUGCCACAUAUGAUUGAUGAAUAUCAACAUGUUCGAGUAGAAUUUCGAAAAAUUCUCUUAGGCAUCCUGAGUGAUCGUAAUCGAUGGGCACAAUGUGUUGAAGUGACGAAUAAAAAAAUGGGUAUGGCUGUUGGGGCAUUAUUUAUUCGCGAUAAUUUCAAUCAUGAAAGUAAAGUAACAGCUUUAGAAAUGAUACAUACAAUUCGUGAAGCUUUCAAUGAACUUUUAGCUGAAAAUGUUUGGAUGGAUGAUGAAACACGUGCUGUUGCUAAAGCUAAAGCUGAUGCAAUGAAUGAGCGUAUUGGUUAUCCAGAAUUAUUAACUGCAACAAAAGAAUUAGAAGCUGAAUAUGUUACAUUAAACGUAACCAAUUCGCAUUUUUUAUUAAAUAUUUUUAAUGUAUUACGCUACGAUGCAUUUCAAAAUUUAAAAAAAUUACGUCAACCGGUGGACAAAAAUAAAUGGACAACGGAACCAGCUGUUGUGAAUGCAUUUUACAAUCCAAAUAAAAAUGAUAUAGUAUUUCCGGCUGGUAUUUUACAACCAUUAUUCUAUAGCCAACAUUUCCCAAAAUCAUUAAAUUAUGGUGGAAUUGGAGUGGUUAUUGGCCAUGAAAUUACUCAUGGAUUUGAUGAUAAAGGGCGACAAUUUGAUAAAGAUGGAAACAUGAUGCAAUGGUGGAAUAAUGCAACAAUACGAGCUUUCCGUAAUCGUGCCCAAUGUAUAAUUGAUCAAUAUUCAAAAUUUCGAAUCGAAGAAGUGGGUUUAUACGUAAAUGGACGAAUGACACAAGGUGAAAAUAUUGCUGAUAAUGGUGGUUUAAAACAAUCGUUUCGAGCAUAUAAAAAAUGGGAGGCACAACAUGGACCCGAACCGGAUUUACCUGGUUUAAACAUGACACACGAUCAAUUAUUCUUCCUAAAUUAUGCACAAAUAUGGUGUGGAUCAAUGCGACCUGAAGAUGCAUUAACAAAAAUUCGUUCAUCGGUACAUUCACCAGGACCUGUUCGUGUAUUGGGACCAUUAUCAAAUUCAUGGGACUUUGCAAAAGCAUAUAAUUGUCCACUUGGAUCACCAAUGAAUCCAAAACAAAAAUGUAGUGUUUGGUAAAAAAAAAACUAAAUUGUGGAAA